Acanthaster planci (crown-of-thorns starfish) is the source of this 6455-nucleotide messenger RNA. RefSeq lists its product as uncharacterized. NCBI's taxonomy places the organism in Eukaryota, Metazoa, Echinodermata, Asteroidea, Valvatida, Acanthasteridae. The record is from RefSeq and is a predicted model, not a curated record. Gene Ontology annotation, cellular component: nucleoplasm. Gene Ontology annotation, molecular function: protein binding; DNA binding. Gene Ontology annotation, biological process: double-strand break repair via homologous recombination.
CUUCCAAAAGCGUGUAAAAAUUACAAAAACAGAGCCCAACCCUCAGAAAGAAUAUAAAGGGAUUUUUAGUUGAAAAACUUCUGUUCCUUUAAACACCCCGUCCUCCAGAAAAGAAGAAAAAAUGGUUCUUCAUCUAUCAUGUGGCGAUCCGCAAGACUAAAAGUGGCACUGCAUGCUCCUGAUAAAAUCUUUAUCAUGUAGGCCUUUAUAUAGAAGUGUUUUUCUAGUUUGUCAUCACCUGGCAGUUUGGGAGUUGCAUUAAUCCAAAGACAGUUGAGUAAAAUAUUAAGAUCAUCUGUGCUCCCCUCAACGCGCACAAAUUAGUUCUGCGGUUGGGGGACACCGAUUUUGAAGGGAACGGAAAGUUGUGGAGAUGACGGAGAAAUGUCCCCUACAACUCAAGUCACGCGAGAGGGCGGUCUUCGUAUACUGGCGUGCUGACUCGCUCCCGCCGUCGUACCGUAUGUACAUGUACACACGAAUCUGGGAACCAGUCUAUGUGGAGUGUGAGAUGGCGGCUUUUUUGUAAAAGACUGCGCGUUUAGCGCUACUUCCUCAAUGUCGGGGCCUGGAACCGGGUUCACAUUCGCGGCACAUUGAGAACUUGAGAUGUAAGAUGUGUUACUUGUUUAUGUAAGACUAAGAUGGUAUCGUAGAUGGUUGCAUUUGUUUUUUGUACGAUGAAUAACGAAGAUCAGGGCGGGAUUAGUGUAGGCCGUUGACACAGUUAAUGCCACUGCCAUGCCAGCUCGCCAUUGGCCGCACUCAUUCCCCUGGCUGGCCGCGCAUGCCGACGACUUUAGCCUAACGUCAUGAACGUCUACGAGUUAAGCAUCAGUUCAACGAACUACGAUAAGCUGUACAAAGCUGUCAUCAGCAGAUUUCAAGAUGGCUGAUUCAUCCAAGGCGAGCCACAAGCAUGAGCUCAGGCAAAGAUUAGAGAGCAUGAAAAGGGUAUAUGCACGCACUCUUCGAAAAGUUGAGAAAUCUGAAAAGGCCAAGAGAACCAGAAGCCAUGUGCAUCGGGUAAUCGCAGAGCAAAAGCAAGUUGGAAGCAGUGACGCAUCCCCUUCUUGUACCCAUUCACUGAGGAGAACAGGUGCACAUCAAAGGCCUGAGGAGUCAUCUGUAGGAGCUGGAGCAUUGUCUGAAGAAUCAGUUACUAAUGUAGUCAGGAAGCAAGGUGGUCCCAAGUCCACCAUGACUACAAAACGCAUGCAGAGAAAGAGACGCAGUGUAUCCUUUAGCAUUCCCAAGGAGAAUGCAUCCAUACAGACUUCUCUUGGUGGUGUCCACGUGGAGAUUACAGACAGCUGUCUUGAAACAUCUGAGAUAUGCCAUGAGCAACAGACAAAGAAAACUUCGCCCAAACCCUUUAAAGAUAAUUUUGUUCAGGCACCAGCACCAUCAUUCCUUUCCUGUGGUUUGGGUAGCAGCAUUGAUAAUGACAGAGCAAUUGGUACUGGAGGUGACAGGAGACAGGCUGAGGAGGUUACACUUGUCCCGGAGUCCCAGCUUACUGAACUUUCGAAUACAAGCUUUGAUGAAAGAGGUUGCAUUCGUGGAACUGCCAUUUCUCACCUGAAGGAGUCUGUCACUAGUGGCUGUCACAGGAAUAUCUCUAGAAGUGGCAAUGAUAGCCAGAGUAGUGUGCAGUCUGACAGUCAUUUGCAUGGAGCGAUUUUACAAGACAUCAAAGAAUUGAGACCAAGUGAACAACCUCCUCAAGACACUACUCAACCAAACUCGGAGGGUACCACCCAUUCCGGGGAAAAUGACACAGAAAAUUCAUGUCAAAAUUUGACUGAAGUGAGAACGAAGAGGGCUGGUCGGAAAAGUAGAAGACGUUCCAGGGUGCCUCGUCAGCUGACUGCCUCUGACAUCAGCUUCAAGGAGGUGGUAGAAUCCCAGAGCACCGAAGAAGGCAGUCAUACAUGGAUUGAGGGGUUGAUGUAUCCAGCAGAGUAUUAUGUGAGGCACACCAGGAGCAUGACCUCCAGUCAGUGCCCACAGAGUCAAAGUAACUUUGACAAAGCUGACUCCCAAAGAUAUCUAGACAGGGAUACAACAGGAAUGAGGGAAAAAGUCAUUUCAACUGAAAACUCGGAUACUGUUAAGGAUUUAUGUAUACGAGAGAUUGCUUCACUUACGCGUACGGCAGGUGGCAAGACUCUGACGAGUUUUGGGUCUGUUCCAGAGUCUGAGUCAGACUCUGUCAGGUCUCAGCUCUCAGAAUCCUUGUUGACAGUCAGUGCCGUCCAAUCGAUGCAAAAGAAGACUUACAAAAAGCCAAGUGACAGUGUGAAAUCUGUGAGGGGCUCGAGGAAUCAAAGACUGCAGAGGAAAUGCAGAUUCAACCUAGUGACAUCUGAGUUCAAAACUGACACCAGUAGAGAUUUAAGCACAACUGUAGCGGCAGAAGGAUGUUAUUCAAGUGACGCACUGUGCACAGACGAUACUAUAUCAGCCUCUGAAGAAUCGGCUAGAUCAGUUGAAGGCAUCACAAGUAACAAAUUCCUCCCUGAUCUGCCUCCUGCAUGUACUCGAAGUGACUCUACAGUCAAAUCAUGCAAGGAUUUUUGUGCUGUUGAACUACUUCGUGGGCUUCAUAAAGCCAAGUUAUCUCAGACUGAAUUUGCAUUACCAGAGGAGGACUUUGGAACUUUAAUGCUGGUCAAGUUGCAGAGCAACUGUGCAGCAGACACCUCGUUACAUUGGAGGAACUCUGAAAAUGAACAAGAUGGCAGAGUGGACCAUGAUGUUGAGAAGCAGUUCAAGAUCAGAGAUGUCACAAAGAUUGACUGUCAAGCUGCAAAUAAAACAAAGUUGGGUUGUGAAUCCUGCGCACCCAGUGCUCUGACAAAUGUUGUAAGUUAUCAGACAGUGCUGCAUGGACAUACUGAUCAUGCACGCAGUGGUUCCAGUGAUGGUGGUGAAGUUGCAGAGAAUUUUGGCAUGAAAACGAUAGCCGCAGGAUUAGAUGCUCCAAAAUGUUGUCACCAGGGAGAAAAUUUAACAACUAGUCCCAUCCAGGACUUGUCACCUGUGAGCUGUAAAGUGAACGUGUGUGCCAAGACUGCUAGUAGAAACACUAGGGAAUCCCAAGGCAGGACCAUUCUGCACAGCCAACUCUCACCAAGUCAGUUCCACAAAGACUGUAGCAUGGCUUUCCCCAACCCUGGCUGCACUCCAGGGUGGUCCCCUAGUUGCAGUCCAGAUGCUGACCAUAGGGUUCAUUCAAAGGGAGAUUCACCACUUGCACCUUGUAACAAGAUGAUGGGAGAGGACCUCCAGAGGCAUCAAACUGGAGACAGUCACAAAAGACUCUCACACACUGAGUGUAAGGCCACAGACAAGGGAAAGCCUUCUGCCAUUAAAAGUGGUAACUCCAAAUGCAACACAUCUCAAUGUUCUCCAUGUUCAGGCUUACAGCUACAUGUACCUGAUGUCUCUUCUCAACUAUCAAGCAAACCAGCAGCAGUUGUAUGUAAGAGCUGUACAACAGAAUGUUCAACACUGAACUUGACACCAGCAGGUGGUAACGUCACACCACCAAAUGUAAUCCCUGAAGCUGCUGGGAGUUCAUCCAUCGAUAGGAGAGGCAACAUCCAACAAACAUCCCCGUUUGCAGGGGUGGCCACGGCAACACCUCCGGGUAGAGCUGAGGAGCCAACAACGAUGUCUCAGUGUGAAGUAAAAAUAUCUGAAGAUGGUGAUGAGGUGUUGGGGGAAACAGAGAAAAGCGGCAGACAUGAGUUAGCCUUCAUGGGAUGUGUACAGCAUGAUUUACCAUGGGAGGCCACGCUAACAGUGACAGCCAUCACAGGCGGUAGCAUGGUCAUGAAUGAACACAACAUUAGCCUGCUUGCUUUCCUCUAUCAACACACACUGGUUGUCUGGAGGAGCAACUUAGAUACACAAGAGUGGCAAAUAUUGAAGUCUUGGAUCAUACCACAGGAUGAGGAGUUCCUAUGUGUCAGGUUUAUGCCAUGCAGUAAACACAACAAGGUGACAUUGGUGGUCGCUGGUGUAUUUGCUACAUGUGGCAUCAGGAUGCUAAGUUACGACACUGUGACUGAGGAAACUCAAGAGUUGGAUGUAGACCUAGCACACUCAAAGGAAAAGCCAAUCCAGUAUGUACUCUGCGUUACCGGCGAGGAAGGCUUUGCUGUUGCUGUCAAAGAUAAUGCAAAGAGUGCUCUGUUUCUAGUUCACACUUGCAUUGAAUCAAGAAAUGUACAGACAGUUAAGUCCUGGACUGGACAGGAGACCAGUUUGACCGCAUUGUUGCAAGUAGAAGGUGUGAAGGGAAUGUUGUUGGCAUCAACAGCACACAACAAUAUAAUGCUGUGGAAUUAUGCAAGUGGAGAGCUCAUAAAGGAAAUCCCAAUGAAGUGUGUGGACAGUGGGAGUCAUACUGUAUGCUUGAAAGCAACGGCAGAGUCGGGGCUGUUAUUCGUCGUCAUCAUCUUCCAUGACGACGUUGGCAAGGAAGAGAGGAGAUGUUCCAAGCCCAUCGGUGCUGCCGUAGUGCUUAAUCCACUCACAGACAAGAUGGCAAAGUUGAUGGAGUACCAAACUUCCAUGGAACAUGCACAUGCCAACUGCAUAGAUUGUGCAGUAUCCAAGAACACCUUGUUGGCUAAACUGUCUGAUGGAAGCCUUCAUCAGUGGGAAAUCUUCUCUGGUAACCUCAUGAAUUAUUCAUCAUCUCAUCCCACCAAUUACAGUCUGAGGAGUGCCCAUCUGUGCGGGUCUCAGGUAGUGUUACAAGGUUCUGACCAAUGGCAGCAGGUAUAUUAUGCACGUUGAUGUACAUGUGACUUCAUAAAUAAUUUAUAUAAUGUAAUUACAGGUAUUUAGAAUCUUCAAAGUUUCUUGUGUUUCCUGGUGAUUAUGCGCAAUGGAAAUGUGUUCUACAACAUGAAUGUCAUCGUGGAGGAAUUUCGGGUAACUUAGUGUAGAAUUUUUUCGUACCAAUUUGCAUAGUAAUACCUUCUCUGAUAUCCCAAAAUUGAAUUUUUUGAAAUGUACUACUUUCUCAAGCAUUUAAAAUAAUAUUUCGAGCACAGUGUUAAUGCAUAAAAAAUGCUCAAAUGCUAAAUGGUCCGUCACACCCAAAAAGAGUGUAUUUUAAAGGGCAACUCACCAACUUGAGAGUUUCCUCUCUGAAAGUACUUUCAUCACAGUUGGGAAAAUCACAGAUAAAUGCAGUAGACAGCAAUUGGUGAUCCGGAGUGAGUAAAAAUCAAAAAGGAGAGAAAGGUGAAUGCUAAUUGAUAUACUGACUACUUACUCAACACUAACAAACUUCACACCCAUCAAGUCCUUUGAUCAGACAUUUUAUUUCGUCUUUCAUUCAUACGGACCGGUCAGACUUUUCAUUAUUAUUUUAUUUUAUUCUCAUUCUUUACAUGCUUUGCAUCAAUCACUUGACAAUCUCUUCGAAAAGAUGCAUAUGCACCGUGCUGUAGUCUCCAGAACUUCUGUCCUCUCUAAGGCAAUUUUCAACCUAACCUUCAUUACGAAAGUGGUCAUUUCAAACCAUAUACAUAUAUUAUAUGUAUGGGAAUGGUAUUGAUGAAUUUGCAGACUUUGUGGUACCUCAUCCGGGAUUGAGCAUUACAGUGUCCUUGGCCAAAUCAUCAACAUUAAUUAUUACGACUUAUACUAAGUAUUACUUAAAGCCAGGAAAAGAGCUUUGAAAAUAAUUCCAGAAGAGUGGCCUUGCGGCUUCAUACUUUUUAGAGGCAUGGAUAUUGGCAGUUUUUUUUUCUGACAUUAACUCCAUCAAAAGAUUGACAUCCCUUACAAAAUGUACGGUCACUUGUACUCGAGGUAAAAUGUGAAAUCGAAGCAUGACAAUAUCUUACUGCUGAUACAAUGUACACUAUUACACGUAUCUGUGGGAAUAGUACUUUUUCCUCCUUUUUGUAUGAAAGUGGUUAAAAUUAUCGACAAGGAAGUUGUACAUGUACAUAGAUUCUGAGAUUUUUAAAAAUCUCACUGGCACUUCCAAAGGAAAUGUUAGCUUCAUAUCUAACCUUGUAAAAAUUAGAUCUGCCUGAGAUUACUACCAAAGUGCAGUAUAAAACUUCAGCAAGCUGUCAAGGCAUUUUGUUACAGUUUAUCUGUUCAUAGAAAUUACUGGUACCGUGUGCCCGUUCCUUGUGGAAUAGGAAGCACACUGUUUACCUUGUGUUUGUUCCUCUGCUUUUAACAACUGUUCAAAACCUGUUCAAAAAGCUAUUGCAGUGAAAUGUUGGUCACGUAAAUGUAUACAGAGAGUUUAAUGUGAAUGCUUGCCCUGAGCAAAAUCUUUUAUUUUUUCUGUACAGCUGAACAACAAAGUGUAGUUUAAAAUACAUAUGUGUUUGCGAGUUUUUUGCCCGGUUUCCAUACCCCCAUUGCCUCAAUCAAGCGAGAAUAAAGUUCAUUUAAAUAUGUUUAAAGCA